Messenger RNA from Nylanderia fulva, 2166 nucleotides. The record is from RefSeq and is a predicted model, not a curated record. Lineage: Eukaryota; Metazoa; Arthropoda; Insecta; Hymenoptera; Formicidae.
UUAAUGACUAGAAUAUAAUAAACAUUUUUAUAAUUUGAUUUGAAUAGGUAAGGCCAAGUGUAUUUACAUUAUCUAAAGUCUUGUGUCUAAAAAUCGGACAUUCUUCAAGAUUGUUUAAAAAUCUAUUAUUAAAUAAAAUAACAUUUAAAUGAUCAAUUAAAAUAAAGAAAUCAUUGCAAUUCUAUUGCGUGACAAAUUUUCAAAUGUGAUCUCGAAGAAUUCUAUUCUAGUUCUAAUAUCGUAGAUGAAUAACUUUAGGCUCAAAAUUAGAAAAAAUAAUGGUAUGAAAUGAAACGUUUAUAAAAGACGUAACUAAAAAGAAACAUUUAUAUUAUCUCGAGAAUAUAAAAAUAGGAAAAGAUUUAUGUAUUUAAUAGCGUUUUCGAAUAAAGCGGAUUUGAUCGACCUGAGAGCGAUUAAUCAAUUGCGAUCCUCGUUGACCAAUCAGUCAUUCUCUGAAGAAUUAAUAUGUGAUUAACGUCAUUAAUCGAUUUCGAAUCGAUCAAACUUGCUUAUUUAUUCGAAAACAUUGUACUUCCUAUUAGAGUCCUAUAAUAUUGUUAUACUUUCUCUCUGUUUAUAUUAUAAUAAUAUUGUUAUACUUUCUCUCAGAGAAGUCGGGAUCUUUUUUUAUACCUGAACUGUACAGUUGGCAAGGGUGAGUUUAAAGGUAAAUUAUAUGUAUAUAGUUAUAGCACGCAGUAAUAUAAGGUACCAGAGAGAAACCUUGAAGACACUUGCGAUGAUGGUUAACGGAUUUUAAAAUAUAAACAUGUUUAUUUUCAUUAUCAGAAUCGUGAAACUCGUUGAACUAAUCGGAAGAUAAUCACAGUUAAUAAUUUGAAGCAGAAAACACAUAACAUAAUGAUUGACUAUAUAACUGACUAUAUGACUAUAGAUCAAGAUUACAAUGCUUUUAAGGGAAAAGAAACAUUCAUCUGUAACAAAGGUAUAAAAAAUCUAGCAUUGGAGGUGAAGAACUAUAUUCUUCAAAAUUAUCAGACAGAAAACCUUGCUGAAAUUACCAAUUUGACGCGAAUUACAUCUGAUUUUUAUCCGGAUUUGCUCGAUCACAGGGCGGUGGAUUGGAUAUUUGUGCUGAACACUUUGAAUUUCGCACUAUGGAAUCCAAGGAGUACCAAGCAAUGGACAGUUAAUCAACUAACUGGAUAUCAAGCACUGUGUGUUGCUAUUAAAAGGGCGAUUGAUGAAGAAAUACCAAUAUGGAGUCCAAAAUAUUACACAAAAUUAACGCAACACGAGCUCGAAAUGAUUUUCAAAAGUGACGAUGGAGAAACUAACAUUCCACUUAUACAUGAAAGACUUACAAUUUUGCAUGAAAUUGGAAACAUUUUGUUACAUAAAUAUCAAGGUAGCUUUGUAACAUGUGUCAAACGGAGCAAAGGCAAUCCAUUGAAAUUGUUGAACUUAAUUGUAACUAAUUUUGAAUCAUAUCAAGAUAAAUCAACAUAUGAAAAGGAGCCAGUUUAUUUUUAUACCAAGGCUCGAUCAUUAGUGAGCGAUAUAUGGUUUUAUUUUAAGGGACAUAAGUUUGGUUUCAAUUAUGCAACUUGGAUGAAGACAAUGUUUAUCGAUUAUCGCUUCUCUCAAAUUCUUCUUCAUUUUAAAAUUGUUAGUUAUAGUAAACAACAUUUAACCAAAUUAGAAAGAAACGAUGAACUUAAAUAUGGAAGCAAAGAGGAAAUAGAAAUACGUAGUAGCUCAAUGGCUGCAAUAGACUCACUGAGCACCGAAGUAUUUAAGAUGUGUAACGAUUAUUUCGUAAAAAAAAAGCAAACAGAUAUUAAUUAUACCAUCAUACUGGAUAAUUUCUUAUCGGAUUAUCGACAAGUACACGAUCAGUUACUGAUGGAAACACAGCCAUUUCCAAAUAUUAAAUGUGUGUAUUACUAGAAUCCCUUUACAUUGCUUGAAAUUUCUGAGCAAUUUUCGGAUCGAAGAAUCACAAAGGAUAAUAAAUAUUUGUAAUAAUGUAUGUUUGUAAUAACGUUUAUAGUAAUGACGUAUUGUUUUAGAACAAUUUUCUUAUCGACUUUUUUUCUUAUAGCGUAAUAUUUGUUUAUUAUCAUUUAAAAGAACAUGACAUAAUUGGUUUUAAUUUAAUCGAAAAAUGAACUUUCUAAUGUAUAUAUAAAUGUAUAAAUC